Molecule: messenger RNA, 1134 nt
Organism: Cucumis sativus (cucumber)
Lineage: Eukaryota; Viridiplantae; Streptophyta; Magnoliopsida; Cucurbitales; Cucurbitaceae
Product: iron-sulfur assembly protein IscA-like 2, mitochondrial
Exons: 5
Coding region: 401-868 (155 amino acids)
Biological process (GO): iron-sulfur cluster assembly
Cellular component (GO): mitochondrion
Molecular function (GO): 4 iron, 4 sulfur cluster binding; iron ion binding; 2 iron, 2 sulfur cluster binding
Source: RefSeq, a predicted model, not a curated record
UCUGGAGAGGGUAGUUAUCACAAUUUCCCUUUGCAACUUCAUUUCCCCAAAUCAUUAUUUACCCAACUCUCCCUCUCUUCCUUCUUCCCUGAUUCAAACCCAACCUUCCUCUCCUCUCUCUCUCUGUCUAAUUUCCAUCUUUCUUUCCAUAUUAUCUCUUCCUUCUUCUUUGUUUGAUUUCAGCAGUCGUUGCUGCAUCCUCUCCCUUUGGGAAGUGGGGAAGAAUGUGUGGAACACAAUGAACCACGAGCCCACCAAAGUUUCGGCAGCAGUGACCAUUUUUCAAGUUAAAUUAUUGAUGCUCACAACUUGCAUUGGGAAAGAGGUGAAUUCCUUAUGUGCUACUGUUUGCAGCGCCAUCAGCAUAUAAGGAUCAAAUUGAAGAGGAGAGAGUGAAGAGAUGGUUCCCAGAUUUCUAAUUCAGCGGCUAACACCAUAUUUGGGAGCACAUAUCCGAAAGAACCAAAGGCUUCUUAGCUCUUCUGUUUCAGCCUAUCAAGAAGCCUCUUCUUCGUUGAUAACUCCAUCUGCGGGCAUUGAUACAAUUCACAUGUCAGAUAACUGCAUUCGGAGAAUGAAAGAAUUGCAAGAACCCAUGGAAGAAAAGAUGCUUCGGUUGAGUGUAGAAAAUGGGGGAUGUUCUGGGUUUCAAUAUGUUUUCAAUUUGGAUGACAAAACCAAUCCAGAUGACAGGGUGUGUGAGAAGGAAGGAGUUAAAUUGGUAGUUGAUAACAUCUCAUAUGAUUUUGUAAAAGGAGCAACAAUUGAUUAUGUUGAGGAGCUGAUUCGUUCCGCUUUCAUUGUGACCACAAAUCCAAGUGCUGUUGGUGGCUGUAGUUGUAAAAGUUCUUUUAUGGUGAAACAAUAAUCAUCACAAAGCUCUUCUCAGGAAGGCAUAGAAGCAAUAACCAAAACUCUGACUUGAAGAUAUAAUGGAUUUGUUUAUCACUUGGUUGGUUCAGUUGAUAAGGCUUUUUGUCCAUUCCGAUAAUUUUUGUAUCAUGUGCCGCUUUUAUAUUACUUGAGAACUUCAUACUUCAUUCUUUGUUGCACUUAAUCAUGAUGGAUUUUAUUACAAGAGAGUUGCAUUGGAUAAUAAAAUAUACUUGUAUAUUUGCAAGUCUUUUAAAAUUA